Messenger RNA from Prorocentrum cordatum, 490 nucleotides. NCBI's taxonomy places the organism in Eukaryota, Dinophyceae, Prorocentrales, Prorocentraceae. The record is from the annotation of a GenBank genome assembly.
CAGGUCCUGGUGUGCGGCCUGUACGAGCACGAGAUGUGCGACCUGCUGUACCGCGACAUUACGCCAGAGGACUACGACCUCUUGCUGAGGCUGGACGAGCGGGUGCCCAAGAAGACCGCUCCCGCCGACGCCCUGGCCCGACUGCGCGAGGUGCCCUGCGCGGAGCGACGGCAUGACACUUGCGGCAUAUGUCUCACAGCGUUCGGGGAGGACGACGACGAGGACGUCGUCUCGGUGCCCUGCCCUGCCGAGCACGAGUUUCACCGGGAGUGCGUGUCGAAGUGGCUGAUGCAGUGCAAGAACACUUGCCCACUCGACCACACGGAACUGUGGUAGCCACGGCAGCCGCCGUUACAGAGUUGCAGCAGCCAUGGCAGCCGCCAUUUCUAGAUUCUCACCCGUUUCGAUCAUUGCCUUCUGCUGUCCGCUGGCCAUCGGAUUGCGCCACGUUCCCGGGUUGCGCCACGUUCCCAGCACACACCUCGAUGUC